Molecule: messenger RNA, 528 nt
Organism: Conger conger (European conger)
Lineage: Eukaryota; Metazoa; Chordata; Actinopteri; Anguilliformes; Congridae
Product: LIM domain-containing protein 2-like
Exons: 4
Coding region: 167-505 (112 amino acids)
Biological process (GO): actin filament bundle assembly
Cellular component (GO): plasma membrane; actin cytoskeleton
Molecular function (GO): actin filament binding
Source: RefSeq, a predicted model, not a curated record
AAGAACAAGCUGAAGAAGCCGGUUGGCACACUGGUAGAAGUAGAGUGCAUCUGCAUACUAUAGAUAUCUGUAUAUGUAAGGUCUAACGAGAAAGCCAUCGACGAAAGCACUCUGAGCUGACGCGUGGAUCGUGCUCCUUUUUUAACCGUUGACAAGAACUACACAGAUGGACACCAGCACAACCCCUGAAGACAAACCGGUGCAGCGCUCCAAGUCCUUCGGCUUUAAGAUGCAGAGGGAGCUGUGUUCGUCCUGUGAGAAGACGGUCUAUCCCAUGGAGAGGCUUGUGGCAGACAAGCAGAUCUUCCACACGACCUGCUUCUGCUGCAAGCACUGCAACACCAAACUCAGCCUGGGGUCCUACGCAGCCUUGGAGGGCCAGUUCUACUGCAAGCCCCACUUCCAGCAGCUGUUCAAGAGCAAAGGAAACUACGACGAGGGAUUCGGUCGUCGGCAGCACAAGGAGCUGUGGACCAGCAAAGAGCCCGAGACCAAAACUACAUAAACCAUGUCUGCCUCCCCCCCCGU